AUGGGAGAGUGCAAGCCUCGAAGGGCUCCCGUGCCGCUGCCUCGCAGCGAAUCGGAACGACAGGCCGAGGCUCCUGACCAGCUUCAGUCGUUCGAACUGCCGCGUCCAAGUACUCCACAGCUGCAACUCGAUCGGUCCAACUGCCCGCUGGUCUUCGAGCGCCACAACUUCGACAGCAAACCGGAGGAGAAGCAGCACUGGCGCUACACCGCGAUUGCCUUUAUCGACAUCCUGUCGCAGUGUCUUGGACUGAGCAGCGACAUUGCGCUCACUGCCUGCAUCUUCUUCCAUCGCGUCUUCAAUCGCGGCAUCUACGCUCGAGAGCGCUACAAAUUCGCCGCAGCUUGUCUUUUCCUCUCGGCCAAGGCGUCCAGCAAGCGGAUGAAGUUGCUGCGUAUGGUGCGAGUCAUGUACGACAUCUUGGAGACGCCGCUGUUUGCUGGCGACGAGGAGCUGCUGGAGAUCGAGCGGGUGCAGCUGCUCUACUACGAGAUGGAAGUGCUCCAGGGAAUUAACUUUGAGCUGACAACGGAGAUGCCCUUCUACUAUCUCCGUCGAGUGCUCGAGAAGAUGCCGGAGAAAUUCCGAGACUCCAUUAAAGAAGAUGCGCAGACAGCUCUCGAGGAAUUAUUUUUCCUGCCAGUUUGUGUGGAUAUUUCUCCGCAGCUGCUUGGUGAGGCAGCGGCGUACAUCGCGACGUGGAACAAAGGCAAAGACUUCAAGUUUAAGUGGUGCAGUCCGAGCGUAGAAGGACGCACUUUCAACGAGCGGACAGCAAGGGAUGCACUGCGAAGCUACCGAGUACUUCUGAGAUGGAAAAAGAGUCAACAGGCAGAAUUUGAUGCGCUGGUCAAGUCAGCAAGUGACUUAGAAGGCGACGAGGCUGCGAAAUUGAAGCUGGCAUUCAACCCCCAACUGGGAGGUCUACGACUGGAUCCCUCGAGUAUCCUGAACGAGGCGGAAUUUACCAAAAAGACGGAGGAGGACUCGAAAGAAUGGGCGAAAAGUGGCAAGAAGAAUGGCAGUGACAGUCGGUCGAGACGCGGAAUCAAUUCAAGAUCGUACAGAGAUGGCAACGAGCCACGUAUCAAGGUGGAAACAACGCAAGUUGGCGGCCGUGCUGAAGACUAUCGAUACAGUCGCGACUACGAACGGCGCAGUCGGAGUCGCAGUCGCAGUGGUAGCGACUCUCGCUAUGGAAGGGGGAGAGAAGCGACGGUCAAGUAUGAGCGAGACGAGAGCCGACCGCGUAGUGGAGAUCGUCGCGAUCGAUACGACUACGAGGACUACGGGUCGAGUGAUCGGUAUCGGGAACGCAGACGGGGAGACGACAAGUACGGCUCCUCUCGAGACAGAUCUUCCAACUACGACAAAGAAGAACGGAGCUACGAGCGUCACAGCGCUCGAGACGUCGACUACUACCGCGAUCCGUCCUACUUCGACCGUCGGGAGCGUAAAUCCGAUCGCAACGGCCAUCGUGAACGCGCCAGUCGCAGCAACAGCCGAAGCACAAGUCGAUCUCGAAGUCCCCGGGAGUCCUCAAGGAGCAGGAAGCGUAAACGAAACUACAGCAGCCGUGGUCGCUCGGACAGUCGGAGCCGCAGCUCGAGUCGAAGCCGCAGCCGAGACCGCAGCCACUACUACCGAGCAGAGGAUCCGUCUCCGUCUUACCGGGACUCGGAGCGACCUCGCAUCAAGCAAGAGCGAAGCGCAGCGUAG
Messenger RNA from Phytophthora infestans T30-4, 1719 nucleotides. RefSeq lists its product as uncharacterized. The record is from RefSeq and is a predicted model, not a curated record. NCBI's taxonomy places the organism in Eukaryota, Oomycota, Peronosporomycetes, Peronosporales, Peronosporaceae. Gene Ontology annotation, biological process: regulation of transcription by RNA polymerase II. Gene Ontology annotation, molecular function: cyclin-dependent protein serine/threonine kinase regulator activity. The transcript has 5 exons. Gene Ontology annotation, cellular component: nucleus. The coding region runs from base 1 to 1719 and encodes 572 amino acids.